AUGUUUUCCCACUGGCUCAACAACGUCUCCAACAACUCGCCGCCGCAGACCGUCAGUGCAAAGUCGAUUACGACUUUGAGGAGGUUGCAAGGGUUGGAAGGCUGCGAGAACUUCGAAGAACUUAGGAUGGAGAGGGUGAGAGAUGGGAGAGAUCGUCCGACAACAAGGAGGGGGUACCGAGUCGAAGAAGCUCCAGAGCGUCCGAAGACCACACGGGGUUAUCGUGUCGAAGAUGCUCCAGAGCGUCCAACGACAAGACGGGGCCAUCGGAAUGCCAGAACCAGGUUUCCAUCCGCGGUUGCAGCAGGCCCAGCAAGAUGCAGCGGCCGCUACGGCAGCAUCAACGCCUCCGAACCACCCGGCGAGUCCUUGGGCUUCGAAUACAUCAAUGCCGAGACCCUCGCUCAGCUGGAAGGCAGGCACCUCUUCGACCCGGAACCAGCACGUCCAAGCAGACAAAUCGAACGACAGACCCCUCGAACGUCAAAAUUCAGCGACGACUCGGACCCACCAUCCCGCCGAAGACCAAGCGGCGUCUUCAGAUCCGUCAGCAAUAGCAUCAAAGGCUCCAUACGCCGGGCAUCGUCGCGUCGUCCAUCGCUGCGUCGUCCAUCGACCAGCUCCAGCAGGCCUGAAGUCUCCCGACCAACGGACUUCCGGGAUCUUGACGCGAGAGGUGUGAGUCCGGAUAAAGUCCAUCCUGACAGGAAAGCGAUUCCGAUUAUCGACGCUCAGGAAAGGUUCUUGCCGAAUCCGCGGCCGAGCUGUCCGAGACUGAGGGGUGAUCUUCGGGGGGUCUUCGAUCGACCGGCAGACGAGGUCGUUGUUGGGGCUCCAGGGCCGUCAAGUCGCGAUACUUCGGCGAGGCAGCAAGCGACAGACGAAGACAAAUAUCCGUCUGCGCUCCGACGGAACAAAUUUCCAAGAUCAAAGCGGCCAGCACACCUCCCGCACCCGAUCGACACACCACCACCGCCGCCUGUCGAGACACGUCGACGCAGAGUCAAGAUCCUCGGCUCUCCAGACCGCACAACGACCAUCGGCGACUUCAUCAACUAUCACUCCUCCCGGUCCAGCGACGAGCCAGAUCGACCAACGGAGGAAGAUCUCGCAUUCCCAGACGUCAGGCCUCUUCAGCUGCGCUCAAAGCGUAAAACGCUCAACCUCAAAGCCGACGCCGCAUCACAACAUCAAGCGUCUCCCGGUCUCCGGCAUUCGUCCAAAGCGUCAUCCCAACAAGCCCCCCGCAUGGAUGAACACUUUCCCCCGCUCGCAGACCUCUUCGACGAAAUCGACGCCCAAAUCGCCGAAUCCUCCAUCCCGCAGUCCGAGAAGCCGAGAGUGAACGAGGAAACGCAUUGGCUGUACGCAAUUCUCGACCGUUCGCCUCCGCAGUCCGAAGGAUCCAGCGGCGAGGGUGGGGAUACGGAACCGGUGGUUGACAAAUUCGUGCAUCGGGGCCAUACGGAUUGGAGGGUGACGAGUCGGCCAGAUAAGCAGAGUGUGCGGUCGGAUUAUCGGAGGGUUGCUCAUGAGGAGCGUGCUGUCGAGAGCGAGCAGGCGAGGCGCUGGUACGGGAAGCGGCAGUGA
Messenger RNA from Saxophila tyrrhenica, 1590 nucleotides. RefSeq lists its product as uncharacterized. The transcript has 2 exons. The coding region runs from base 1 to 1590 and encodes 529 amino acids. The record is from RefSeq and is a predicted model, not a curated record. NCBI's taxonomy places the organism in Eukaryota, Fungi, Ascomycota, Dothideomycetes, Mycosphaerellales, Extremaceae.